Gadus macrocephalus (Pacific cod) is the source of this 6926-nucleotide messenger RNA. RefSeq names its product arf-GAP with Rho-GAP domain, ANK repeat and PH domain-containing protein 1-like. Bases 30 to 5084 code for a protein of 1684 amino acids. Gene Ontology annotation, molecular function: GTPase activator activity; phosphatidylinositol-3,4,5-trisphosphate binding; protein binding. The transcript has 32 exons. Gene Ontology annotation, biological process: positive regulation of GTPase activity; signal transduction. The record is from RefSeq and is a predicted model, not a curated record. NCBI's taxonomy places the organism in Eukaryota, Metazoa, Chordata, Actinopteri, Gadiformes, Gadidae.
CACAAGAAAGACGCCCCUACUCAUCGACCAUGUCCCAGUCUGAGAUGUGUGUGUCUGUGUGGGACUGGCUGUGUGCCCUGCGUCUGGAGCAGUACUGCGACGCCUUCCAAGACUUCGGGCUGCUGACGCUGGGGCAAUGCCAGAGCCUCUCUCUGGAACAGCUGGAGAGUCUGGGAGUCACGCUGCCGGGACACCGGCGACGCAUCUUGGCCAGCCUGCACAAGUCCCAGUCCCCUACCCACCCUCCUCCCCAUCAGCAGCCAGACACACAGGGCUCCCCGAGGCCCCGUCCCAACCAAGCCGUCGCGGCGGAGGAGGUGGCGGCGCAACAGCAGGGGAGGGGAGCGGCCCUGUGCCCCAAGCCGCCCCAGAGGGAGAGACCCGUGCCCGUACCGCCCGAUAGAGAGAGGCCCGUCCCAAAGGAGAGGAGGGAAGUCCUGCCUGUCCCCAGAGAGAGGCCGAGGCCUACCCCCCGGGAGAGGGCCGCACGCUCCUCGGAGAGGUCCGGAUCGGAGGAAGGGAGGGGGGACUCCGGGGAGGAGGGGAGGACGCCCCGGCUGCAACGGGAUAGACCGAGAGCCCGGACAGUAAACGAGGCAGACGGAGGGCCGGAAGAGGGGAGGCCAAGGCCCGUGCCCAGGGAGAGGACUAAGCAUAGCGCCUCUUGCCCUGAAGAUCCCGGCAGCGACCCUGCCUUGCCCCCCAUCCCCCCAAGGAGCACCCCCAACCGCCCACCUCAGCGCUUCACCCUCCCCACCCCCAGCCCCCCUGUCCCGGUCCCCGCUGGCUCAUCUCCACCCCCCAGCAGCAGGACCCCUCCGCCCCCCGACGUUCCCAGCAGGAGCCAGGGCCCCAGCCUUCACACCACCCCCACCCUCCAGACCCCUCCCCCCGUCACACAGACGGCCGUCCAGCCUCCUGGUUCCCCCGCCCCCCCGCCCUCCCCCCUUCCACGCCCCAAGACAUUGGCUCUGCUCCCCCCACUCGCUCCUCGGAGGGGGGGCGGCGGCGAAGGGAGAAGGACUUCACCCGCCUCUCCCGCCACCACCCCGCCUUUACCCCGCUCCUGCUUGUCGUCAUCCACUGCCUCCUCUGCAUCCUCCUCCUCCUCCUCCACCUCCACCUCCCCUUCCUCCAACUACUCCCUACCACCAGAGUUGAAGGCCGAGAUUGUUGCCCCACCCCUGCCUCCUAAAGCCAGCACGGCUCCGGCGGCAUCCCAGAUGUCCUGGCCCCGGGAGAGGGUGCAGCUCUCCAGGUUUCGGCGUGGCCACAGCCCCGUCCAUCCAAGAGUGGCCUUGUCCGAUGACCCAGCGCCCGCCGCCUUGCCCCGCGUCAGGACGCCCAAGACACCCGAAGAACCGUCCCCGCGCCUGCCGCUGGAUCCUCAGCAGCCUGAGGUGUUGACGAGCGCACAGCCAGCCCUGCCGGCCAGAGACCUCUGGCGGCCCCCUUCCAUCACUGCAUCAAAACAGGACAGUUCUGAUGACUCUGAUUAUACAGAGCCAUUUAUCCCAAGUAGCCUUUUAGUUAACUCACCAGACAAGGAUAUGUUACUGCCCGUGCCAAGGCAGAAAAAGCGUAUCAGUUCAUUGUGCAGCGAUGACGAGCUACUGGAUGACGACGAGUCAAAUGCUAACCAUCGUGACUCAUGGUUGGACUACGAGCCUGUGUCAACACAAGGCAGUCUUUAUCUGCCGUCCUGCGGCCCAUUGGGCCUGCCUCCAAAAGAAGACUCCGCCCACCAGAGCGCGGUCAUUAAAAUGGGCUGGCUGGACAAGAACCCCCCGCAGGGGGCCCUCUAUUACCAGAGACGAUGGGUCAAACUUGAUGUGGACUACUUGAGAUACUUUGACAAUGAGAAGGAGGUGUACUCCAAGAGGAUGAUUGCAACAGCUGCCAUCACAAACGUCAUGUGUGUGGGAGAGCUCAAGUUUGAGGUGGUCACCAACAACCGCACCUUCCUGUUCCGGGCAGAGAAUGAAGUUGAGAGGAACGACUGGGUUGCUGAUCUGCUUGACUGCACCAGGGGGCGCCGUCGCAUUAGCACUAUCAGCACAGGCUCACCUGUGACCACUGAGUGCUAUAAGGGCUACCUGGAACUCAGAGGCUUACGCUCCAAACUCUUCACUGUCGUGGCCUCUGAUAAAGUCUUCCUCUACAAGAACAUUGAGGACUACCACAUAGGAAUGGGCAUAACGUCCAUAGACAUGAACGUGGGGAACGUUAAGGACACCGACCGGCGUAGCUUCGACCUCACCACGCCCUACCGCAUAUUCUGCUUCACGGUGGAGUCAGAGCAGCUCAAGGAGCAGUGGAUCGAGGCCAUGCGCACCGCCAUAGGGGAGGCCCUGUCCAAUAGCGAGGUGGCUGAGCGGAUCUGGGCGGAGCCUAGCAACGGAUGCUGUGCCGACUGCGGCGUGGCCGGUCCCGACUGGGCGUCCAUCAACCUGUGUGUGGUGGUCUGCAAACGCUGCGCAGGAGAGCACAGAGGACUGGGUCCCAGCAUCUCUAAAAUUCGUAGUCUGAAAAUGGACCGGAAAGUCUGGACAGAGGAUCUCAUACAGCUGUUCUUGUUGCUAGGCAACGAGCGGGUCAACGCGUUCUGGGCCGCCAACGUGCCGCCCAGCGAGGCCCUGGCGCCCUCUAGCUGCAGCAGGGAUAGGCGGAGCUUCAUCGGCAACAAGUACCGCCAGGGGAAGUACAGGAAGUACCACCCGCUGUACGGCAAUCAGAGGGAACUGGACAACGCGCUGUGUAUCAAUGUGCAGUGCAGUGACGUGCUGGAGACACUGAGCCUGGUGUUCUGCGGUGCCGAUGUGAACGGUCCGACCGGCAUUGCCGACUGCCCCUCGACGUUUUCCCUGGCCACGGCUCACGGCCAGCCCCUGCAGGCCGAGUUCCUCAGUCGCAACCUCAACACAGAGCUGCCCCGCUCCGAGGUGGGCGGGGCCAUGGAGACGGUGCACUAUGCGCCCUCGCCGUCCGUCUCCCACAACGGCUUCCUGUACAAGACGGGCUCCAUGGCACGUGCCAUUGCAGAGAAGAAGGGCAGAGACGAGUUCAGUCGUCGCUGGUGCACACUGAACGACGGAUGCUUCAGUUACUACGAGAGCGACAAGAACUCCAGCCCCAACGGGACGCUGAAGGCAGCCGAGAUAGUGUGUCUGGCGGUCAGCCCCCCGGAGAAACACGGGUACGACCAUACCUUUGAGCUAUACUCUGACUCAGACCGCCUCUAUUUGUUCGGCACCGAUGACCCGGAGAGUCAUAGGGAAUGGGUCAAGUCCCUCGCCAAGACCUUCAUCCCAGCCAAUGCAGAGCCUCUGCUGAGGUUGGGCUUCGAGCGGAUUGGUCGACUCAAAUACAAAGAUGGGUUGAACUUGCAGACGCCCAAGGUUGGGUGGUUCGCUCUGGUGGGCUCCACACUUUACGCCUACCUAGACAACAGCCAGGGAGAGGAGAUCCAUCUGCGCAAACUCCUCGAGCUCUCAAUCCAACAAGACAAUGAGGUGCUGGUUCUGGUGGAGAGGGGCAGGACUCUGUACAUGGAGGGGGAGAGGAAGCUGGACUUUGCCGGCUGGUGCUCUGCCAUCCAGAGCGCUGCGGGCAGCGGCGGGGACACCCUGAGUCAACAGCAGCUCACAGACACGGACAUACCCGUCAUAGUGCACAGCUGCAUCGGAUACAUCACCCAGUGCGGGCUGACCUCGGAGGGAAUCUACCGCAAGAGCGGGGUGAACUCACGUGUGGCGGCGCUGUGCGACGAGUUCCGCCGCGACGCGCGCAGCAUCUGCCUCCGGGAGGCCGUGCACCAGGUGGACGACGUCAGCAACGCCCUCAAGCGCUUCUUCAGGGACGUGGAGGCGGGCCUGUUCACCCCCGAGGCCACCGCCGCCUGGCUGAGCACCGUGGCCCUGCCGGAAGACAGCCUGAAGAUAGCCCAAUACCAGCUGCUGCUGAGCAGACUGCCCUGUGUCAACAAGGCCACUCUGACAGCCCUGGUGAAACACCUCUACUGUGUGCAGCGGUUCUCCGAGCUGAACCAGAUGAACCUCCACAACCUGGCCAUAGUGUUUGGUCCCACGCUGUUCCAGACCGACGGCAAGGACUACACAGCCGGCAUGGUCAUCGAGGGCCUCAUAGAACACUACACGCGCAUCUUUGAGGUGGAUGAGCAGCAGGUGAAGAAGCAACUGGAUGAGAUCACAGCCAUCAUCAAAGUGCGAGAGAGCUGUAAUACAAAAGUCCCUACAAAUGGCUCUGGGGAUUUUAUCUGCACUGUGUACUUGGAGGAAAAGACUGAAACAGCUGAACAGCAUGUAAAGAUCCCUGGCUCCAUGACAGCGGCAGAGCUGACCUGUGAGAUCCUGGACCGGCGGAAUAUUCCCAUCAAGGAGAAGGACUACUGGAGCUGCUGGGAGAUUAGUGUGAAGGAGGAGAUUGAACGGCCGCUGCACUAUCAGGAACGGGUGUUGGCCAUGCUGCACUCACUAGGAACGGACUCCUACCUGCUCAUCAAGAAGCAUCUCGCCAUGGAGAUUAUGAAGGUCUACCUGGCCACUAAAGUGGACGUGGCCAAAAACGGAUUGAUGAAGUUUAGAGAAGAGCGCAGCAUCCUGGGCCUGGGAGGCUUCCAUGAACGCUACUUCAUCCUCAACGCCAACACCCUGAGGAUGUACAAAGAAGUCAGGAGCAACCGGCCUGAACGGGAUUGGUCGGUGAAGAGCUUGAGGAUCUACCUGGGCAUUAAGAAGAAAGUCCGUCCUCCUUCUUGUUGGGGCUUGACGAUGGUGUAUCAAAGUGAGAAACAGGAGAAGCCCGAAAGACAGCAGUGGUAUCUGUGCUGUAGCAGUGAGGCUGAGAUGACCGAGUGGUUUGCAACUUUCCUCAGUAUCCAGUUCGACGGGGACGUGUGGCCCGAGCACGGCGUGCAGCACCGCCGCAGCACCCGCCCGCCGCCGCCUGACAUUCGCCAUGGUAACGUGUCCCUGAUACCGCUGCGGGGCAGUGAGAAUGAAAUGCGGAACAGUGUGGCAGCUUUCAGCCAGGACCAGCUUGCUCUUUUUAGGGACAUUCGAUAACAGGACAGGAUAUAAAGGUGAGUCUCUCCCCCUCCAGAACGAAAAGGCAGUACACGGUGUUCUGACUGAAAAACACUACACCUUAGGAGAAACACGCAGGGAUCCUCUGAGCCUCCCACAAGGCCUAUGAGUCAUCAACACGUCCACCUCUAAUGACAAGAUCCAUACCGGGAUGUGGGGGGUCCUCAGCUGUGAGAUGGGGCAGUACAGCCAUGCGGUGCCUUAGUCUUAGCCUGGAUUUCUUUACCUUCAUAAAUCGAUUAAAUUAAUCAUACAUGCUAAUCUGAGAGUAAAAGGGUGACUAUUGAUUGCAAUUCAUUCUGUAAUUAAUUAAGAUUUGACAUUGAUUAUUGCAUGUAAUAACACCAGCAAUUGUUUUUCUGGUGUUUUACUUGCAGAGUAAAUCCACUUUAAGAGACUAUUCCCUCAUUAAUUUAGUUAAUAAAAAGCCUACAGUCUCUUCCAACACUCAGAAUUACAGAGAAACACCUUUUGGAGAUAACUUGGCAACAGCAGCCAAUAUAUACAAUCAAAACUCUUAAGAGUUGGUCUGAAUUAUUGAACUGUGAUUCUGUGGAUUUGUAAUGCAACACAAAUCCCCUGCUCUGUCUUUGUGUUCCACAGUGGAGACAAUCAACCUCAUCUGAUGCCUUCCAAAGGUUCUGAUGACGUCAUCAUCAUUCUGCGACUAUGGAUUCUAGACUGAGCCAGUACAGACACUGAUAUUUGACACUGCCGUCAUCUUAAAUGGAUUCAAAUUCUACAGAUAAACAAGCAACCCGGAUCAUGUGGAAGAAAAGGACUAAAUGGUGCAUUGUAAAGGAGAGGUACCCAAUGCCCAUCCAAAAUGGCACCCUGCAAUCACGGCAGGUCGGAUUCGGGGGCGUAUAUCACUCCUUAACUUCAUGAAUCCUUCCAGCAGACCGUUAAAUGUUGCCUCACUGCCUUACAUUGUGUGAUGGAACAGGGGAGCUAUCUAACCCCUUGUGGUAUAUUUUUAUGAACAGAUGAAGUCAGGUUUCUGAAGCGCUAGCUUAGAUAUUUCUAACUCUUUGAAGGCUGCAUUUCAUAGUCUUUGAAAUAGAUGUUAUUAUUCAAAAAUCACGAUGUAGACCUUUCAGAUUUAACAUUGUUUUUUGGUCGUAUUGUACUGCUCUUGUGCCAUGGUUUUCGUUGUAUUUCCGUGACUGCGAGAAGAGCUGUUCCGUGUCGUUGCCGGAACACCAAGUAGAGAGCAGUGGUCCGGACGGGGGUUCUGUCGUAAGGAGGCCGUGGGUCUAAAUAGGGACACAAGAGAAGGACGUCCAGGAGAUGCAGACCAUAGAUCAGGUCUCACCUCAUUAACGUGUCCCUUCUGUUCACCAUACACUGCAUAGCCCUAAUCAUCUCGUCUGUGUCGACUGCUUCGGGAUUCCGAGCGUGUUUAUGUCAGUGGAGGACAUUUAACAAGACUGUGUGAGGAGGACGUGCUGUCAUCGUGCUGCACACCAAAUAGAAGUGAUUCAUCAAUAUAAAAAAAAAGGCAGAACGAGAAGUGCUUUGGAUUACUCCCCCCCCCCCCCCCCGUUGUCGCCCAGCCCUCACGCUCGUUUCGAGAUGCCUUUCGAUGCAGUGACACGAAAGGCCAUCGAAGGACUGCAUGUUCUGCAGCUCACUGUUACAGAGCCCUAUGCAUCCAUUUCUUCUCUCUACAUUCGCACAAACGCACCUCAAAUAUGUUUAAAUAUAUAUUUGAUUGAUUUGUCUCAAAAUUGCACACCUUACCUUUGUUGUCAGUGUACUUUUCUUCUUUGAUAUGUUUGUACGUAGUGAAUAAAUUCAGAUUUGAUGCAGGACUUGUAA